Molecule: messenger RNA, 264 nt
Organism: Pelobates cultripes (western spadefoot toad)
Lineage: Eukaryota; Metazoa; Chordata; Amphibia; Anura; Pelobatidae
Source: the annotation of a GenBank genome assembly
AUGGCGGAUGGCACGUCAUCUCCCAGCUUGAAAACUCUUCGCAGAGUCCUGGAGCAAGAUCAGCAGGCGUCAACAACACCAGGAUUCAAAGUGGCUACAAGCCUAAUGACAUCAAAACCACCUACUGCAUUUGAGGAGGAGGAAAGCAGCCCCAGGUAUAAGGCACUCACUACCAAGGCGGAGACGCCCAGGCCACCGGAAAAUCAACCUACCAGCGGGCCUACCUCAAAGUCACCAUCGCCUAGACCCACUCAGAGAGGCUAA